AUGAGAUUAUCUAUACUCCUCUCAUCCAGUUUUGUUAAGCGCUGUGUCAGUUUCAGUCUUCCUCCUCGUACAUAUUCUUUAUGCAAACCAAGACGCUUAACCAGUCAAGAACUCAGUUUCGACCUUAGGUAUUGUCCCCUAAGAAAAUUUCAUCUCCAUCCUUAUCUUUUCGCUGUACGUGUGGUUAACGUCCCUCCAUUCGCUGAAUCUGUUACAGAAGGAGAUAUUGUAUGGAAAAAGGCAGUUGGCGAUGCGGUCGAAGCAGACGAAGUUGUUGCAGAAAUCGAAACUGAUAAAACAAAUGUUUCGGUUCCAGCCCCUUGUGCAGGUGUAAUAACACAGUUGCUGGUUGAAGAUGGGGGAAAAGUUAGUGCUGGUCAGGAAAUAUUUAAAAUGGAAGAAGGUGCUUCUCCCACUUCAAAAUCGCCAGAAAAGAAACCUGUUCAAGAACCUGAGAAAAAACAAACUAUAGAUGCACCUCCAUCUCCAAAGCCAACAUCUGUUCCAGCUUCACCUGUAAUUAAAGCCGAAAGCGUAUCUGUGCCGAAGGUUCCAGACACUGCUGUAUUAUCUUCGCAAACACCAACAUCUACCGAUGGUGCACGCUCAGAGCAACGUGUUAAGAUGAGCCGCAUGAGACUCCGAAUAGCUCAACGACUAAAAGAUGCGCAAAACACGUGUGCCAUGUUAAGUACUUUCAAUGAAAUUGAUAUGUCUAAUCUUUUUGAACUAAGACGUCAGUAUAAAGACACCUUUUUGAAAAUUCACGGUGUUAAACUGGGGAUGAUGUCUACGUUCGCUAAAGCUUCUGCUAUUGCUCUUAUGGACCAACCAGCUGUCAACGCUGUAAUUGAUGGUACUGACAUAAUAUACAGAGACUAUGUAGAUAUUAGUAUCGCUGUAGCAACACCCAAAGGACUUGUUGUCCCCGUACUGCGUAAUGUUGAAAAAAUGAAUUAUGCUGAUAUUGAGCGUGGAAUUCACGAUAUGGGAGUGAAAGCUCGUGAUGGAAAGUUGGCAGUUGAAGAUAUGGAUGGAGGUACUUUUACAAUCAGUAAUGGUGGUGUCUUUGGUUCAUUGUUUGGGACGCCUAUAAUCAAUCCACCGCAAUCAGCAAUCUUAGGUUUAUAUGGUGUAUUUGAUCGUCCUGUUGCACGAAAUGGACAAGUUGUUAUUCGUCCAAUGAUGUAUGUCGCCUUAACAUACGAUCAUCGUUUGAUUGAUGGUCGUGAAGCAGUCACAUUUUUACGAAAAAUCAAGGAAUUUGUUGAAGAUCCACGAAUGUACUUCCUUCAGAUAUGA
Molecule: messenger RNA, 1302 nt
Organism: Trichobilharzia regenti
Lineage: Eukaryota; Metazoa; Platyhelminthes; Trematoda; Strigeidida; Schistosomatidae
Source: the annotation of a GenBank genome assembly